Messenger RNA from Topomyia yanbarensis, 1435 nucleotides. RefSeq names its product palmitoyltransferase ZDHHC16A. Gene Ontology annotation, biological process: protein palmitoylation. Gene Ontology annotation, molecular function: palmitoyltransferase activity. NCBI's taxonomy places the organism in Eukaryota, Metazoa, Arthropoda, Insecta, Diptera, Culicidae. The transcript is spliced from 6 exons. Bases 152 to 1303 code for a protein of 383 amino acids. The record is from RefSeq and is a predicted model, not a curated record. Gene Ontology annotation, cellular component: Golgi apparatus.
CAAAACAAUUGCUCAGUGCUGUGUUAAUGCCUGGUGAUUUAUGUUGAACGUUCUGCAAUAAAAAUUAAUCCUCGAAAUGCAUUUGAUUUAAAAUUAUUAUCUAGCACCUCUAGUUUAUAAGUGGAAGCUAAUCGCAAGAUCAUAGCUCAACAUGGGUCGCAUUCGGUGGCGCCUGAAAGAGUUUCCCACUAAACUGAUCAAUUGCAUUCGCUUCCGGUAUCAGUAUUCCAUACGAUGCAUUCGUUCACUCACCUAUAAUCAUCACAUGAACCAAUCGUACGCGUCGGAUGUCUGCCUGGAGCCGAUUUUUUGGUUUGUGGACAAUUUUACUCAUCUGCUUGGUCCGUUUUUUGUAUUUGCGGUAGUUUGCCUCACGACUGCUGUAGUUAUUAUAUGCUACUGGAUCGGAUUACCUUACUGGUGGAACAAGAGUCCUAAUAUGACGUACUUCCUACUAAUCGUUGGUCACUGGUUGCUAGCAAAUGUGUCGUAUAAUUUUUAUAAGGCAGCUAUUACUUCGCCAGGCGUUCCGCCAGAGAAAGAACUGAUCGUUGAGGCUGUAAGUAUUUGCAAAAAAUGUAUAGCACCGAAACCACCACGCACUCACCAUUGUUCCGUAUGUAAUAAAUGCAUUUUGAAGAUGGAUCAUCACUGCCCAUGGCUCAAUAACUGCGUUGGUUAUGGGAAUCAUCGUUACUUCUUUCUCUAUAUGCUUUACACCACAUUGGGAGUGUUGUUCAUUAUAGUUUUUGGUUUCGAGUUGGGUUACAAUGUCCUGAUUGUUGGAGAUGGCGAGGGAUGGAAUGAAGUAGAGCCACUUCACGGACAUCCAGUUAGAUUCAAUCUUUCCGGUCACAUAAUUCCAGUGACUGAGAUGAAUGAUUACGUGGACGACGGACUAGAACCAGCACAACAUGACCUGCCUGUGCCUCAGGAAUACAGUAGUGAUACGUCGAAACAUCGUGCGAUCAUAUUUAUGGCUUUGAUCAACGUGGCCACACUGUUUGCUUUAGGUGCUCUAACUUCGUGGCACAGUUCCCUCAUCACGCGGGGAGAGACGAGUAUCGAGGCACACAUUAACAAAUCCGAAACAAAACGACUUUCUGCCUUGGGGAAAACCUAUCAGAAUCCGUAUGAUUUUGGUCCACGGCGUAAUUGGAGGCUGUUUCUUGGUUUAGUUCGAAAACGAACCUGGUGGAGGCAUGUACUAUUGCCAUCGGGCCAUAAACCUGAGGGAAAUGGUCUUAGUUGGCUGACAAUUAACGAUUUCAGUGCGAUCGAUGGUGUAGAUGAGUGGCCAUAAGAGCAGAACCGUGAUAUUAAAUAAAUGCAAUCCAGCUAGUCUUAAUAUAUGCAUUAUUUGAUCUCGAUUGUAUUUUUUUACUUGAAAAAUUAAAUACAAGCAUAUGAUUCCACGAUUGUACCAAUUCAAACC